AUGGCAUCUCAAGCAGAAUUGCAACAAUUCUAUAUCGGCAAGGAUAUACAAGAUGUACCCAAACCUGCAGUAAUCCUGGACGUAGCAAUCAUCCGCCGCCACUGCGAAGCCAUGCAGCAGACAGUAAAAGCCCUGAACGUCGGCUUCAGAGCACACGUCAAAACCCACAAGACCCCCGAAAUCGCCGCUCUCCAAAUAAACAACGCCCCAACAGCAAACUUCAUAGCCUCCACGCCGCUGGAAAUCGAAACCAUGAUCCCACUCAUGCAAACCCUCCAAAAAACAAAAGAAACGAAUAUCCUCUACGGCAUCCCCCUAAUCCCCUCUCAAAUCCCCCGUCUAGCAAGAAUAACAAAAGAACUAUCCAAAAACAAAGGCCAAGCAACCCUCUCCCUAAUGAUCGACCACCCAGACCAGCUGUCCUCCCUGGAGAUCCUGGCCAAGGAAACCGCCAGCCCAGUCCGCAUCUUCGUCAAGGUUGACACGGGGUAUCACCGGGCCGGACUGCCGCCCUCAUCGCUGAACAAGAACGGCCUCCUCGAGAAGAUUGUCCAGGGCGAGGAACGCGGGGUCGUGCAUUUGCUCGGUCUGUACUCGCAUAAUAGUCUCAGCUACAAUGGCUCCUCGCCGCAGGAAGCGAUGAGGGCGUUGAGCACGGAGAUCCGGGGGUUGAGGGACGCGCUGGCUGGGAAUGCGCUUCUGUUUCCGCAGUUGGAGAAGAGGAAGCUGGUGCUGAGUGUUGGGGCGACGCCGCAGGUUGUUUCGUCGCAGAAUUUGAUCUUGGGGGGUGAUUCUUGUGAAGAGGCUGUUGAAUUGAGAGGGUUGCUUGGUGGGGAUGAUGUUUCUGUGGAGCUUCAUGCCGGUGUUUAUCCUAUUUUGGAUAUGCAGCAGGUGUGCACGAAUGCUGUUUUGGGGAGACGCGGUGUGGAGCGUGAUGUUGCGCUUUCGGUUCUUGCUGAGGUUUGUUCUGUUUAUAAUGAUGACGAGAGAGAGACUGCUGAGGUGCUGGUUGCUGCUGGCACUCUGGCGUUGGGUCGGGAGCCUUGUGCUGGGUAUGAAGGGUGGGGGGUUGUUUCUUCUUGGAGGAGAGAUGGGGGUGAUGGGGAUGCGAAUGAGAGGUUGAUUGUGAAGAGGAUCAGCCAGGAGCAUGCUAUUGUUGGCUGGGAGGGUGGCUCGGGGAAGAAAAAGAUUCCGCUGAGGGUUGGGCAGGUUGUUAAGAUCUUUCCUAAUCAUGCUUGUGUUACGGGGGCUUACUAUGGGUGGUAUCUUGUUGUUGAUUCUGAUUUGGAUGGGCAGGCUGCGAAGGUUGUUGAUGUCUGGGUUAGGGCUAGGGGGUGUGCGAUUACUGAUCCGUUGUUAGACCCUAGGAGUAUUUGA
Penicillium nucicola is the source of this 1377-nucleotide messenger RNA. RefSeq lists its product as uncharacterized. The record is from RefSeq and is a predicted model, not a curated record. The coding region runs from base 1 to 1377 and encodes 458 amino acids. Lineage: Eukaryota; Fungi; Ascomycota; Eurotiomycetes; Eurotiales; Aspergillaceae. Gene Ontology annotation, molecular function: D-serine ammonia-lyase activity. The transcript is spliced from 2 exons. Gene Ontology annotation, biological process: D-serine catabolic process.